Molecule: messenger RNA, 1104 nt
Organism: Fusarium venenatum
Lineage: Eukaryota; Fungi; Ascomycota; Sordariomycetes; Hypocreales; Nectriaceae
Source: RefSeq, a predicted model, not a curated record
AUGGUGUGGAGGCAGGUAUCUGAUACCCAAUGGGAGCGUCCAUUGGAUGGUCUAGAAGCCUUCUUCGUCGUCACUGCCAAUAUGUCCGCAAGUCUCUGCGACGGCAGAGAACACUAUACACUCUUCGCCUCUCUCAAUCUCCAAAUCAAUUCUCAUGACGUUGAAUCAGACCUUCGGCAUGCUUGGAAGCAACUGCGUCACGAACAACCUCAGAUCGCUACUACAAUCCAAGACAUGAAGAGAGUUUACGCCAUCACGGAUGAACACGGCUUGAACCGCUGGCUCACAGAAACGUUCAUUGUUUCCGAUGCCUUGAAUGCUGAAGAAAUGCAAAAGGUUACUCAACCUAUCAAACAAACUACACUUUGCUACGUCCCCAAGUCCUCGGAACAUGUGAUACGUGGUCGUCACUAUACCAUAGGCUGCACAGGAAUGGGGCUACUCUGUCACAGCUUCCUCAACGCACUAGCGCAUCCUGAUGAAGAUAUUACCUUUGGAGACGAGCCUGUACGUUUGGCACCAAUCAUGGAAGAAGUUCUCGGGUUUUCAGAACCGUCAGCCCAAGCAAGAGAAAAAGGCGAGGAGUUACUCGAACUCGGCUCUGCGCCAUCCGGAAACUGUCAAAACGCGGAGCUUGUUUUCUCACCCGAGAGAACUGAUCUCUUAGUCAAAGCCUGCCACCGUAAAGGCACCACGGUCACUUCAGCAAUCCACGCAGCAUAUGUCUCUACACUCAUGGAAUACGCAGAUACCGAUUCAGAAAAGUAUCGAUAUACAUCUAUGAAUCAAUUCAACCUUCGUCCUUAUCUUCCUUCGCCGUACAACUCCAAGUUCCUCAAGGCUCCUGCACCCAAAGACGCUCUUGUGAGCAGUCUGGGCAUUGUUGAAAACUUCAUCAAUCGUGAGUAUGCAUAUAAUAUUAAGGUUAAGGGCUUCAAGUUUGGAGCGGACAUUGUGCUGGGCAUGUCGAUCUUAUUUUUCUACACAUUUCAGGGUAGGUUGAGGCUGGUGUAUAGUUUCAAUGACGGAUUCGAGAAGGCCGAGGAUAUAAAGAUUUACUCGGAAAGGAUGGAGCGGAGACUGAUCGAAGAGUUCCGGUUAUAA